AUGACCACCUUAGCCAAAAUCGCCGAGAUUGAGGCGGAGAUAGCUCGGACCCAAAAGAACAAAGCCACCAAUUUUCACAUUGGACUGCUAAAAGCGAAGUUAGCCAAACUCCGUCAACAACUCGUGAGUAUUUCACCACCUAAUCCUCCACCCGAAUUCACACUACAUUCUCUACGUACAUAG
Messenger RNA from Gregarina niphandrodes, 183 nucleotides. RefSeq lists its product as hypothetical. Gene Ontology annotation, molecular function: GTP binding; GTPase activity. NCBI's taxonomy places the organism in Eukaryota, Apicomplexa, Conoidasida, Eugregarinorida, Gregarinidae. Bases 1 to 183 code for a protein of 60 amino acids. Gene Ontology annotation, biological process: cytoplasmic translation. The transcript has a single exon. Gene Ontology annotation, cellular component: cytoplasm. The record is from RefSeq and is a predicted model, not a curated record.